Oryza sativa Japonica Group (Japanese rice) is the source of this 909-nucleotide messenger RNA. RefSeq lists its product as uncharacterized. Lineage: Eukaryota; Viridiplantae; Streptophyta; Magnoliopsida; Poales; Poaceae. The record is from RefSeq and is a predicted model, not a curated record.
UUUGAUCGCGUGAUCUCGUCACGGCCACCGUUUUCCGCCACUCGCAGACAGAAACAGUCGGUGAUCGAUCGGCUUGAUUCCUACUCCCUCGCCUCACCACGCUCCCCUGCGUCAGGUCUUCCACUACUGCCGCUCCCGACGCCACCGCGCGCGCACGCACCAUCUCGAUCGCAUCCAGCCUCAUCAACUCCACUUCUCACACGCAGCACGCUUGCAAAAUCCAAACGUGACACCCCCGGCCCCCGCGGCGAACAACUCCACGAACCACGCCCAAAUCCUCCCAUAUCAGCAGCUAGCUAGCUAGCUAGCGCACAGCAACACAUCACUUGGUGAGUUGGUGUACACAGGAGGGUGGAGAGAUGGUGAAUGGAUACUGCAACCUCACCUCGUCGCCUCCGGUGGCCAGCGGCGCCGUGGAGGCCGAGACCAAAUGGGAAGGCGUGGCCGUCGGGGCGGCGACGCUGGUGAGGAACUUCUCGUCAGCCUCCCAGAGGUUCAGGCCCGUGGAGAGGAGCAGGUCGACGGCCGGUGGCAACGGCGGUGGCCUGCAGGCCGUGGUGCGGAGGGCGUUCUCCAUGAGGAGGCAGCCGUCCAGCUUCGCGGAUGGGUACUGGAGGAUCCACGACGACAUGGACGGCGACGACGCGGCUGGCGAGCAUCAGGAGCAGGCGGCGUUCCAGGAUGGGGAGCAAAAACGGAGGGAAGAGCAGGAUCAUGCGACGGGAAAGAAGGAGAAGAUCACGAAGAAGAAAGGGCGGAUCUUCAAGGCGUGCAAGAAGCUUCUUGGGUUCUGAUUGACACGUUGAGAUCAAAGUUGUACUUGUAGUUCUUGCUUCCCCUUUUUGGUCUUUCUGUUUUGUCAUGUUCAUCGUUUGGAGUAAAUAAGACUUGAUUUCGUUGACAAGAACA